Messenger RNA from Lottia gigantea (owl limpet), 372 nucleotides. RefSeq lists its product as hypothetical. The record is from RefSeq and is a predicted model, not a curated record. The transcript has 3 exons. NCBI's taxonomy places the organism in Eukaryota, Metazoa, Mollusca, Gastropoda, Lottiidae. The coding region runs from base 1 to 372 and encodes 123 amino acids.
AUGUAUACUACAAGUACAAGCUACUACGUCGUCUCAAUGCCUCGACAUCAGGGAAGAUUUAGACGUCAUGGUCGUCAUCAUGGCGGAGGGCAUCGCCAUUUUGGGGGUCACCAUGACAUGGCUUCACCUGGCAGAUGCCAUAGGUCAACCUAUGGUGGAUUUGGUGGAAGAUUUGGUGGAGGAUUUGGCGGGUUCCAAGGAUUCCACGACUUUAAUCAAAACGAAUCUAACAAUAACCAUUAUGAUAAUGUGGUUGAAUAUGGUUACGGUGACCCCAUGGAGAACUGGCUUUCUAACUUAGGAUUUAACAGACGUGAACAAAGACCAAAUACACCUGACAAGGUGAAUAAAACUAAUUUCAAUCUCAAUUAA